AUGGUAGUCGCCGAAGCGACCCGCAGCAACGUGGAGCAUGAGCGUUUGCUCGAAUUGGCAAACAAGCAAGUCUCUUGUAUAGAACGCACGCUGGCGUUGUUGGAGGGUUUUAGCCCCAAGAGCAAACGACGGGCUGGCUUUAUUAUCAGCAGUGGCUCUCGUGCGUAUCGUGAGCUCCUGCAGUUGGUGUUGACCCGAAUUGAAGUGGCGCAGCAGCAAAGUGCGGGUGCAUGCGGAGAAGAUGAACAAGAACAACUGCCAGCGGAAUCAAGUUCAAGUUCGCAUGACGUGGCCGAUCAAAGUCGUUAG
Eimeria acervulina is the source of this 309-nucleotide messenger RNA. RefSeq lists its product as hypothetical. NCBI's taxonomy places the organism in Eukaryota, Apicomplexa, Conoidasida, Eucoccidiorida, Eimeriidae. The record is from RefSeq and is a predicted model, not a curated record. The transcript is spliced from 4 exons. The coding region runs from base 1 to 309 and encodes 102 amino acids.